UUCAUUAGCAACGCUAUUGACGCGGAACAACGCGCCGUCGGCAGUUCGGUAACAAUGUCGAAAAUUAGUCGAUACUUUAGCCGGAAUCGCCGUUGCUUCGUCUUUGCUUUGUCGCAUCGUACCGGCUACGACGAGGAGAUAAAUUCAAAUAAAUCUCGACUUCCGUCCCGUAAGCGAAUGCACGGGGCGUGAAUGGCCGGCUGAAAAUGCAAAUGUACCCGCGUAAUUACGCGUUGCUGAGGAGAAGAUUGUACUGUUAUUCAUCGUGUCCCCGAUAUAACGACUCUUUUCAUAAUUACAGAGGGGGGAGGGGGCUGCUUACGCAAUUCUUCGCUCACAAAUUGAAAAGCCUCUCGCGAAAACUCGAAAUCGACACGGGCGAUUGUUCGCGCGCAUUCCUGCGGCUCCCUCCCCUCCCCGGAGACAACAGCAGAUAUCUUUAAAUACCAGGUGAAACUAGGAAAUGACAUCGCGGUAGCGGACAAUCGUUCCGCGGGCAGUAAUUGCAGCAACGCAUCGUGCGACGAUUCUGCGAAGGCAGAAACCACGGACGUCGAAUUAUUCCCCUCAAUGCCAAUCGCUCACGAACGAGCGCGUUAUUCGAAGUCGACGUCGUCCACUCGUUUUCUCUCGUUAUUCUCCCUCUUCCACUUUCCCACGAUUGCAACCACGGAAACCUUUGUUAGUUACCUGCUUUUUCUUAUUCUUUUUUUCUUUUUUUUUUCCUUUUAACGCGGCUGAAUUCAGGCUCGGAAAGUGUAGAAAGCGCGGCGAACCCGUUGACAACCGGGCGAAGCGAAAGUUUUGUGAUGUCGCGUAUUCUGAAAAACGGGCGCGCCAUACAAUGUAACCACAUCGGUGUGCGCGCGCGCGCGCGCGCGAGAGAGAGAGAGAGAGAGAACAUAUUUCAAUAUACAUUUAAUUACGCUUGUCGUUUAAUCAACGUCGGUGUCAAGCGCCGUAAAUUAGACUGUGCCUAUAUAGAUGAAUAAGUUCUGCCGUGGUUUCGUUCCUUUUCGUUUUCAUCGCCGUUAAGUGAAUCGAUCCGUCGGACCGGUUGGCGCGUGAAGAUAAUCAUCUCGAACGCUAUCAUCUACGGCACAUUAAAUUAAGGUUAAGCCUUAUCCGACGAUCGCAAUCUAAUCUUUCAUUACGAUCCGACGUGCUUCAACCGGUACAUAUCUGCAGCCCCGCUAUUACAGUCUCUUGUCGAUCACAGCUCACAACACCUGCGAGUCGGUGGGAGCGUUUUGCGAAUAGCAAAUAAUAAUAGAGUUUCCCGCGUGAUGUAAAGUUACGCCGCGCGAUUGAAUUUCGAAAUUUACCGCGCGGCGUUCGUCCGUCGGUGAAAGCGUCUCGCGCGGCAUCGCAACGGAAGCGCUCGAUGCAAUCCUCGAUAUUUGCGCGAAGCUCCUCUUUCCAUUCGUCAUCAGACGAGACGAUCAUUAGCAUCAAACAGCAGAUCACCAGAUUUAAUCUGUCGAUAUGUAGAUCCGCGGCUCGCGUGCGUUCGCGCAAAAAAUGCCGAGCAGUUCUUUACGUAAUGAAAAGCGAGAAACGCUUCUCGCCGCUGCGUCUCGUCGACCGCGUCGGAGACGGACGCACUCGUGAGUGGGAUCUUGACGAAUGCUCGUGAGCAUUUGGAUUUGUCUUCUCCUCGUCGCGGCCAAGUGCGCCAGAAGUUGUGCGUAAAUUCGUCGUUCCACGAGUGAAGAUCGUUCCGUUGACACUGACAAGCCGUAUUAAAAGCUGCUCAAGGUCGAACUGUUGUUUGUCUUUUAAGAAUAAUUGCCGUUGAAAGUGUAAAUGUAAACAGAAUGGACUCUGUCAAUGCCGAGAACAAGACUAACAUAUUGCAAUGGCCGGACUACCUCGUGAUCAGUGUGAUCAUGUUCGUCUCCGCCUCCAUCGGGCUUUAUUACCGAUUCAGCGGUGGUCGACAAAGUACAUCCUCGGAGUACCUCUCCGCGGAGAACUCGAUGGGCAUGCUACCCCUCUCGAUCUCCUUGAUGGCUUCCCAAAUAUCGGCCAUCACCAUGCUCGGGAUAAGCGGGGAAAGUUACAUCAACGGCCUGUUCGUCGUCAUGAUGUACGUUUGCAACGGUAUAGCCAUACCGUUCGUCAUCUACUACUAUCUACCGGUGUUCUUCGAGCUGAAGGUCGUAAGCAUCUACGAGUACCUGCAGAAGCGAUUCGGACUGCACUUACGGAUGCUAGUGAGCGCCGCUAACUUCAUUGAGACACUGAUGCUGGCCGGGGUGAUGCUAUACGCCCCUUCGUUAGCUCUCGAAGUCACCACAGGCUUGUCCAGCACCAUGAGCAUCGCGGUGAUCGCUACAAUUUGCACCUUCUACUCCACGAUAGGCGGCAUCAAGGCCGUCUUGGUCACCGACGUCUUCCAAGGCAUACUCAUGGUGAUCACGAUGUCGACGAUCCUCGCCAUCGCCGCCGCGAACGUCGAAGGAGGCGUCGCCGGCAUCUGGCGCAUCGCGCGAGAAGGAAACCGUCUAGACUUCGACAAGUGGAGUCUCGAUCCAACUGUGAAAUACACGUGGUGGAAUGUUAUAUUUGGCAGCACGAUGGGCCUGACCUUCAUCGCGGUGAAUCAGGUGCAGGUCCAACGUCUGUUGACCGUUAGAAACCUGAAGACAGCCACGAACGCUGUAAUAUUGAGCGGUCCCUUCGUCGUACUACUGGCUGGUUUAACUUGCCUCACCGGAGUGUCGCUCUACGCGGUCUACCGAGACUGCGACCCGGUGGCGUCCGGCAAAAUCUCCUCUUACGACAAGAUAGUCACGCACUUCACCGCGGAAAGAAUGUCGCCCGGGGUGAUCGGCCUGAUUAUCUCCGGGAUCUUCAGCGCCAGCCUCAGCACCAUCUCCGCGAUGAUGAACUCGUUGGCCGCGGUCGCGCUGGAGGAUUACGUGAAGCCGCUGUGCCAGAAGUUCGGAGCGAACUUCAGCGACAACAAGGCCGUCUUGGUGGCCAAGUUGUUGACUUUCCUCAACGGCGUCUUGUGCCUGCUGUUGGCUCUGUUGGCGAGGACGAUGGGCGGCCUGGUCGCCGUCGCUCUGAGUAUCACCGGGGCGAUCGGCGGCCCGAUUCUCGGUAUCUUCACGCUCGGCAUGUUCACCGAGAACGCGAACGAAGCGGGAACGUAUAUCGGUAUGAUUACCGCCUUGUGCAUCUGCAUGUGGGCGGCUUUCGGCCAGCCGAAGCCGCCGCCAUCGCUGUCGCCAGUCUCGGUGGAAGGCUGCGUGAAUUCCACGGAGCUGCUGCUCGCCGCACACAGCAGUUACAACAGUACCGCAUUACCGGACAAGUCGUCGUACUUCUACUUGUAUCGUAUUUCCUACAUGUGGUAUAACUCCAUAGGAUUUGUGAUUACUAUAGUGGUUGGAUAUGUAACGAGCAUUGUAAUACGGCGCAUUCGACCCGGAAAUAACAUCGAGCACGAUCCGAACUUGUUCGUGCCAUUUCUGGCCUCCAAGAUCAGACGACGACGACGGGACGCGGAGAAAACUACCGGCAGUCAGCUGUUCGUCCUGGAUGCUAGAUGAGAAGCUUGUAACUAGAUAAAGUGCAAUUAUUCAUGAACAAAUAUGUGACACUCCUUCAACCCCGGGCGACUCGAUGAUUUGUAAGAUGUCGACUCGACGUUCGACAUUAAAGAAAAAAACGAUUGACCGACUGUUACUGUAAAAAUUAA
Harpegnathos saltator (Jerdon's jumping ant) is the source of this 3709-nucleotide messenger RNA. RefSeq names its product putative sodium-dependent multivitamin transporter. Gene Ontology annotation, molecular function: symporter activity. Gene Ontology annotation, cellular component: membrane. The record is from RefSeq and is a predicted model, not a curated record. Lineage: Eukaryota; Metazoa; Arthropoda; Insecta; Hymenoptera; Formicidae. Bases 1818 to 3560 code for a protein of 580 amino acids. The transcript is spliced from 7 exons. Gene Ontology annotation, biological process: transmembrane transport; sodium ion transport.